CCAGAGGGAGUCUGGUCGAGGAAAAUAUUGCCACAGCAGACUACUUGGCAUUAAAAGACGGCUGACUGUGGGAGCUGCGGUAACCCGUUUCCAGAAUCUACUGCUCAGUUUUGUUACCAACACCAAAUUUGGAGAACGAAGGAGGAAACCUGAAUCUUGGCCUAAACUGUGGAGGCCUCAUCUGACCUCGAAUCUUCCUGCCAGUUGUGAGCCCUGUUGGCGUUUUCUCAAGCAAGAACAACUCAAAGUGAAAGUUACCACACGUAGGGCUUUUAUUUGAAUACCAGUUUAAGCAUAUUUGCAACGAUCGUUAUUAGCUUGAAGAAAUACACAACACUACUUUUCUUGGACAACAUGGCGAAGAAAAACAGCCAAAGGGAUACCUCGGGGGUUGUGUUUGACACUCGCUCAAAGAUGGUCAUGUCGCAGGGAGGAACAGCCGAGAGGAUGAAGGAGAAGAUCAGCGCUGUCAGAGCAGUCGUCCCCAACAAAAGCAACAAUGAGAUUGUUCUGGUUCUGCAGCACUUCGAAAACUGUGUCGACAAGGCUGUUCAAGCUUUCUUAGAAGGUAGUGCCGUAGAGAUCCUGAAGGAGUGGAAUGUCACAGGAAAGAAGAAGCCCAAGAAGAAAAAGAAGCCCAAGCCCCAGGCGGAGGCUUCAGCAGAGCCCGCUCCACCUGAAGCCAUUCAGGAGAGCAAGGAUGAAAUAAAUGGUUUUCACGCCAAUGGAUCAGUAAUGGAUGGAGAGUCGCUGGAUUCUCUGAGUGAACAGUUGGACUCUGCCUCUCUGGAUGCAGCCGAGCUGGACUCUGAACCUGCUUCAUCCGAAACCACUGGUGCAGAAGCAGAAAGUCAAGGAAGCGCUCCAAGUCCUGCCUCUCAGCCGGGAGGCAGGAAUCACCAAGGUCCCAGAGGCAACAAGCCCAGACACAGGCCGGGCUCAAAUUCACAUCCCCCCACUUCCACUUUAGCACUUUCUAAUGAUGAGAGCCAGCAAGGAUCAUCAGGAGUCAAGAAGAUGGCUCCCAACAUUGACCGAUCUGUGAAGGACCUGCAGAGAUGCACAGCCUCACUGACCCGCUACAGGAUGGUGGUCAAAGAGGAGAUGGACUCCUCCAUUAAGAGGAUGAAGCAGACGUUUGCUGAGCUCCAGAGUUGUUUAAUGGACAGAGAAGUGACUCUACUCGGAGAAAUGGACAAAGUGAAAGCAGAGGCCAUGAUGAUAUUAGACGCUCGACAGAAGCGAGCCGAGGAGCUCAGACGGUUGACGGAUCAGUCGGCGUCCAUGUCUGAGGAGCAGCUGACUGAACUGCGUGCAGACAUAAAGCACUUUGUGAGUGAACGUAAAUAUGACGAGGACCUUGGGAAAGCUGUAAGAUUUACAUUUGAUCUAGAGCCAAUGAAGACGAGCAUCUCGGCGUUCGGAUCAGUCUACCAUCCUCGUACUGGCUACUCAAACCGGUCCCGUUGUAGCUCCACAUCCUCUUCUGUCACCAGUCCAAGUCAGCUGGAAACCCCUCCACCCACCCAGACCCAAAGCGCCCCCAGUGAAAACCGCCCCCCACCAACAAAACAGAUUUUCCAAGGUAACAGGCGUACUUUCCAGGGACAGGGCUACCAUUCAGGCGGCCAGCGGUAUAACGGUAGCUCCUACCACGACCGGAACGCUGGCCGUGGUAAUUACCGUAACCAGAGCGACAGCGGCUAUUCUGGUCCUUCAUCACAGCACUCCAACAACUCAAGAGGCCCCGCCCAUCCAGACCGAGCCCCUCACCAUAACGGGCUGCCCCAAAGGCCUCCGCGGACACACUGCCCUUGACAUUGGAAUCCCUCCGUUGAAUCAAACCCUUCUAUUAACCCUCGCACUCCCCGACCUUCCACCCCACCCCUGACCCCCCCUUACUAACUCCUCCCAAUGAAGAAUAGAAUACAAGUUUACAUAUUUCCAUCAGUUGAGCUGUAGUGCCACCUCUACAUCAAUCUGCUCAUACUUCAGACUUGAAAAGCUCUCACUGUUCUGUACUCGCUCUUCCUUUCACAUUUCUCUGGUCCUGUUCAAGAUAACAGUUUCUAUCUUUAGGCCCCUUUGAGAGAUCUCAUUGCUAUGCUAUUGUCAGUCUCUCACUAAUUUUCAUGCUGCUUCAGAGAAACCAGUUGAACAGUGUGAAGUAAAGACUGACACGAUUACCUGCAACAAUCUGCACUAUUGAAGUUGAACUCUUAGUACUUUUUCUAUUUUUGCUGUGGCUAAUGUCAGCUCUCUGAUUUGCACCUCAGAUCUCUUUUUUUUUUUUUUUUUUUAACUCCCUGAACCAUUUCAAUGCCUUCAGUGGGAAAACAUAGUGAAAAUGCAACUAGCAUUAGUGAAGAUUUUUGUCAUCAGAGUAGACAUGCAAUCAACACUACAGACUAUCGUUAAUCUUUGCAAGGUGAAAACGAAACAUAUCAAACUGUAAUUCAGAGCUUUUUCUAUGGCUGCUACAAAACGUAGGGAACUUAACGCUAGAAAUUAGAGUAACUCUGUGAACGCAGAGGUCGCCCCCUCAAAUAUUGCCUAAGGCAGUGAUGUAUCGCCCUCCCACUGACCUCUGAAGUUAUUGCGUGUGCAGUUGUUGGCUUGUUGUCCAUUGUUUUAUAAUUAAGAGAGGGCUCAUUACUUUUUGUAGAAUAUUACAUGAUAUGUUAAUGCUCACAAGGACAGAAACUUCCCACAUGCUGGUUCGUCAUUGGUUUCUGGUAUUGAGACAGAAUGACUCUUCCACAUGUUUGCUCUGUAUGUUUUGUUAAUAUAUGCACAUACAUGGUAUAUUAAUGACAUGCUUGCCUUUAGUCACACAGACUUCACAUAUGCCUUUCUAGAAACAUGGAUGUCUGCAUCACGACAUCUGUCUAAACGGAUGGUACUCAUAGAGGAGAUGCACGAGUUCUAAUUGUGUGUGAGAAUACGCUGCAAGAUCUUUCGCUCCCUCCCCCCUUUUUAUACAUAAAAGCGAUCAAAGUCACUAAUGCAUUGAAGUUGUGUUGAUUUCCCAGAUCUUUUUCCGGAGCCCGCCAAGUCGACUCCUCAGCAGCUAAUGUUGGGGUUACGUCUUUUCGUCGUGAACAAAAAGCUGGCGUUGACCUCAUUGCUGAUGCUUCGGCAUGACUGGUUGGGUUUCUUGCAGCGGGCUUUGCAUUGAGGCACAGGAACCCCCGGUGACUCCUCACCUCUUCUUGUAGUUAUGUAUAUACAUGGAGCUGAAAAGCUGUAGUGUAAAACCGGUUGUUACUUUAUUGCUGCAUCUUCGUCAUAUUGUGCUGUCUUCCCUGGAGCAGACUAUUAGGGAAAAUACAUUGAAAAUAUUAUGUUCUCCCUCCUUUUUAUGUCUUUUUAAGGCUUUCCCAAAUCAUAAGGAUGUUUUUUUUUUCCUCCUUUUUCUUCGAGACUUCAGUGAUUACUUUGGUGAAUAUGGUGGAGAAGUGAGUGAACUUGUAACUAUGUGCAGUAAUGGCGCAUAAAUUAGUUAUCUAUCAACGUAAGUGCUUGCAGAGGUAGGAAGCUGGUUCUAAUGUAACUAAGAAGGAAAAUUGUGCAGGGUUUUAUUCAACCAGUGUCCUCUAUUAAAUCCUGGUGGGCUACAGAAAGGACAGCACAUCUGUAGAAUCCCAGGUGCUGGAAUUGCUGAAUCAAAAUUCAGAGUAGUUUGUCUCACUCUAUCCAAGCAGUUUUUUUGGGUUUUUUUUUGGUAUCAUUUUGACAUUCCAAACAGUAGGGAAAUUAGGUUUUCGCCAAAGAAAAUAUUUCAUCCUGUUAAAAAUCGUUGCCUUUUUUUCUUUCCAUGGCCUGUAAUCUUCCAAAGGGGAUGAAUCCAACACUUUACUUUCUCUUUUUCUUCUUUCCAGCCCACUUUAUUUUCUGAUUUCUUACUGUAUAUACAUAUAUGUAGCUAUAUAAUUUUGUGCUCACAUGGGGCAUUUUGUAUGUGAUAUUCAUAUUAGGCAUAAUGGAGGUUACAACCUAUAGUUUGUUUAUUUCCAGUUAGACCUUGUGUCCUUGAAACAACAUUUCUGAGACAACUGUAAACUCAAGUGCCUUUUCUUGUCUCCCACCAACUCAUCGACAUCCCUCCAGAGUAUGGACCAAAGACAUCAACCGUCCCCAAUCCCCCUGCCCUGAUUCUCUCACUCACUGAAUGGCACACUUUUCAUUUACUACAAAUAAACUGUUUGCAAUACUGA
Messenger RNA from Sphaeramia orbicularis (orbiculate cardinalfish), 4217 nucleotides. RefSeq names its product spermatogenesis-associated serine-rich protein 2-like. NCBI's taxonomy places the organism in Eukaryota, Metazoa, Chordata, Actinopteri, Kurtiformes, Apogonidae. Gene Ontology annotation, cellular component: cytoplasm. Gene Ontology annotation, molecular function: protein binding. The coding region runs from base 355 to 1818 and encodes 487 amino acids. The record is from RefSeq and is a predicted model, not a curated record. The transcript is spliced from 13 exons.